Exaiptasia diaphana is the source of this 4484-nucleotide messenger RNA. Its product is annotated as inositol hexakisphosphate and diphosphoinositol-pentakisphosphate kinase 2. Lineage: Eukaryota; Metazoa; Cnidaria; Anthozoa; Actiniaria; Aiptasiidae. The record is from RefSeq and is a predicted model, not a curated record. Gene Ontology annotation, biological process: inositol phosphate biosynthetic process; inositol metabolic process. Gene Ontology annotation, cellular component: cytosol. Gene Ontology annotation, molecular function: 5-diphosphoinositol pentakisphosphate 1-kinase activity; diphosphoinositol pentakisphosphate kinase activity; inositol hexakisphosphate kinase activity.
UGGAAAUGACCAAAAACAAGAUGAAGUGAUGUCGAAUUUUAAUCAAUUUUUAAGCUGCGUAAGAUGAUAUUUCUGUAGGUUAUGUCUUGUUUUGGUUCCUACAGAUGCUGUAAGUAAUAUGAAAGAUGAUGGGCACAUUUUAUAACAUUACUUCUAAGAAGUAUGUCAGCAACAUACCUUGAACAAUCUGAUACAGUACAAGAACAAAGUGUUAGCUUCAUGGAACCGCUUCAAUCAGCCAUUGACAUGGAUUGCACACUUAUGGACGAUAUUGAUGAAGUCAUAGAAGAAAUACCUAAGAUUAGAUUAGGAAUUUGUGCUAUGAACAAAAAGACAAAGUCCCAGCCAAUGCAGGAGAUCUUGACUCGUAUAUCAAGAUUUGACUUUGUAGAAAUCAUUAUAUUUUCUGAUCAUACCAUUAAAAAUGAACCGAUAGAAAAGUGGCCAAUUUGUGAUGCUCUUAUUUCAUUCUACUCCACUGGAUUUCCUCUAAGUAAAGCAAUGACUUAUGCUGAACUCCGGAAACCUUUUGUACUUAACGACUUGGAAAUGCAAUUCACCUUAAAGGACAGGUGUACAGUGUAUAAUUUACUAGAGUCAGCCGAUAUAGAAAUGCCAAGAUAUGCUCUUCUCCUUAGAGAUGAAAAUGGUAUCCCAAUUGACACUGAAUUUAUAGAACUAGAGGAUUCAAUACAAAUUGGGAAUAAAGUCUUUCAAAAACCAUUUGUUGAAAAGCCAAUAGAUGCUGAAGACCACAAUGUGUUCAUAUAUUUCCCAUCUUCUGCUGGUGGGGGAAGUCAGCGAUUGUUUCGAAAAGUUGGCAGUCGAAGCAGCAUAUACUCUGCAGAAAGCUCUGUAAGRAAGUAUGGUUCUUACAUCUAUGAAGAUUUUGUUCACACAGACGGUACAGAUGUCAAGAUUUAUACAGUAGGACCAGAGUAUGCCCAUGCCGAGGCAAGAAAGUCUCCGUCAUUAGAUGGUAAAGUAGAACGUGACAGUCAAGGCAAAGAAAUACGUUAUCCGGUGAUACUUAAUCCCUAUGAGAAAGAAAUAGCUCACAAAGUCUGCAAGCUUUUUAAACAAACCGUUUGUGGAUUUGAUUUGUUAAGGACCCAUGGCAAGUCAUAUGUUUGUGAUGUCAAUGGCUUUAGUUUUGUUAAAACUUCAAAGAAAUACUAUGAUGAUUGUACACAGGUCCUGGUGAAUAUCAUACUACAACAGUUAGCACCACAGUUGUAUAAACCAUAUGAAAUAGAAACUGACAGUGAGGAUCGAUCCAUGGCAGAUACUUUGGAUGGUACAAUGUUGGAAUUGAGGUGCGUUGUUGGAAUUAUACGUCAUGGAGACAGAACACCAAAACAGAAACUGAAGAUGGAAGUCAGGCAUCCAAAGUUUAUAGAGUUAUUCAAUAAAUAUAGCAAAUCAACCAAAAAGAAAUUAAAGCUGAAACAACCAAAGCAGCUUCAGGAAGUUCURGAUAUYGCUCGCUCCUUACUUGAAGAAAUGGAACAAGGGAAAACAAUGUUUGAAAAAAAUCGUAAGAUUAGCCAGCUUAAGAAUGUUCUGGAGAUGUAUGGUCAUUUUUCUGGAAUCAAUCGUAAAAUUCAGCUCAAAUACCUGGGUCAUGUGCAUGACAAAAGUGACGGUACUAGUGGUGGUGAUAAUGGUGAAGAAAUCCAGACUGACACCAAAGAAGAGGCUCUUUUACUUAUCAUGAAAUGGGGAGGUGAACUUACGCAAGCUGGUAGAGUCCAGGCUGAAGACCUUGGAAGAGCAUUCAGGUGUAUAUAUCCAGGUGGAGAUGGUGCAUAUUCAGGUAUUCCUGGGUGUGGCCUCCUAAGACURCACAGUACRUACCGUCAUGAUCUCAAAAUAUAUGCAUCAGAUGAAGGGCGUGUACAAAUGACAGCAGGUGCCUUUGCAAAGGGAUUUCUUGCACUGGAGGGUGAACUAACUCCUAUUCUAGURCACUUGGUACGCAGUGACAAGAACACGACUGAGAUGUUAGAUACAUCAGAUCAAGCAACCAAGUUUAUGGCCAAAGUAAAGCAUAAGUUGCAUGACUUGAUGGAAGUUGACAGAGACUUUACUGAGGAAGACUUUAACAAGCUGGCACCUACUAAAGCAGCCUCAUUGGUCAAUGCAAUGAAAGAAGUCAAGAAUCCCAGGCAAAUGUGUGCUAAGCUAAGUGGUCUGGUUCAUUCUUUAACAAAACACUUGAAUGAGAUAAAGAGCAGUAAUACUUACAACCCACGUGACCCUUUCCUGUAUCAUGAUGAAACAUUAGAACUCAUGUCGCACCGUUGGAACAAACUAGACAAGGACUUUAAACUCAAGAAUGGCAUGUACGAUAUCAGUUUAAUACCUGAUAUAUAUGACAGCAUCAAGUAUGAUAUGCAGCACANUAGUGUUCUGGGUCUUAGAAAUACUGAAGAGCUGUACAAGUGUGCAAAGGGUUUGGCAGAUAUCGUCAUACCACAGGAAUAUGGAUUAACAAGUGACCAGAAAGUCAAGAUAUCUCAAACCAUCUGCCAGAGACUUUUAAGGAAAAUUCAAGGMGACCUUACUCAUGCUGAUGUAACAGAUACAUUUACUAGACUUAAUCCCAAGUAUUCCCAGAGUGUCAUCUCACCUCACCGUCAUGUUCGCACUCGUCUGUACUUUACUAGCGAGAGUCAUGUGCAUUCUGUUAUUAAUGCCUUGCGAUAUGGAAAUCUGUUUGAGAAUGAGAAAAUAACAGACUUUCAGUGGAARAGAGCUUUAGACUUUCUAGCCAAAGUACCUGAACUGAACUACAUGACUCAAAUUAUCCUAAUGUUGUAUGAAGACCCUAAAGCCGAUGUAUCAUCACCAAAUAGAUUUCACAUUGAAAUACACUUCAGUCCAGGUGCAAAAACAGAGCUUGAAAAAGGCAUCGCUAAUGAAAGAGGAAAAUCAGCAGAACCAAAGAAAUCACGACCAGUAAGUCAAGUCAUGGAAGAAGAUCAAACAAACCAUCCAGAAAAUGUAACUAACACAGGAACGGACAUAAAAUCAUCAUUAAUGAAAGAGGAGCAAACUGMAAUUGCACAAAAUAAAAGUAAAAAUGUACCAUUGGAGGAAAUGUUACCACCUCAAGAUAAGGAAUACAAUGACGAUGGUGCYGAGGUUGAUAAUGAACAUUCUCGAUCUACUAUUGGACGAGAUGGUUUUAAUGAUUCAACAGGUUCUCCUGUCAAUAAUGAARUCUUUCAUGAACCACCACAAGAAGUCMAACCCAGAAGACGCCGUAAGACUGGCCUUGAUARUGAGUUAUAUCGAAUAAUGUCUGAAUCUGAUGCUGAUCAUGAACACUUGCCGUCCCUUGACGAUGGUACCAACAGACAAACCGUGAGUGAGUCUGACAUCUAUGGCCAAACUCCACCACAAGCUGACCAAUCAGAUCAUGCCUUACAAAAGAAUAUGGAUGAUAAGGAAGAUCAUCAUGAUAACCAAUCAAAAAGCCCAAAAGAAAGACCACCUCUCCAGCGUGCUAGGUCCCAGUCCACUUCCUGUCUUGUGGAUGAAAAUAGUGCUGAACAGCCUAGUGAUGAGUCCAAACAAGUUACAUGCUCAGCAAAUACUAAUGCUCUUGAUCUUCAAAUGACAUCAGUAAGCACCAUGCCUACUACAGUCAAGUCUGACAGUGUGGUCCUGGGCAGCAGGCAACAUAACAGUGKGUUGGGAGAAAGGCCCAGUUCCAGUCCAGCAACCAGGAAACCAACCAAGAGAACUCGAUUUAGUACAGUUUGGAGGAAUUCAUCUCCGGAUGGUAUACAAGAUGGUCAUGGUACAUUGUUUUACAUGCCUGCUAUCAGAGCAGUCACUAAGAAGCUGUCAAUGCAAGUCCAUGGUGCGUUUCGYAUUAGACCACCACUUCCAGUCUCUGAUUCAAAUAAACCACCAGGAGUUUUACGAUCAAACUAUAUCAUCUGUGGAAUCAAUUGAUGCUCUCCUUACACUACAUGAUGCCUGCCCACUACGAACUAUGGAUAAAUUCUUGGUUAGAAUGACAGAGGAAGACAAUGAGGAGAGUGAUGUCAGUACUCCUGCUACCACACCCACAAGAAAACACAAAUAUAAGAAAUUAUCAUUUCAGUCGUCAACACAGAAACAUUCACUGGAUCACAAUGAUUCCAUAGUAAGUCUGGAGGCUUUGGAUAUUAAAGAAUCCAAGAGUUAACACUUGUGAGAGGAAUUCUACUUGCUUUGUCUURAUUUAUUCAAGUGGAAUUGUGUAAGCCUACCACUACUAUCCAUUUGUAAUGCCAUGGCAAACUUUAUGUAUAGUUUGUGAAUAGUUGGGUAACGAGGGUUGGGUUAAAUCAACAACUCAUUCAUAAUAACAUUAAUUUUAUUUUUGCAUUUCCUAUUUUCUUCUUGAUAAAUCCAUAAUUAUUAUUAGCAUUUUUACGUAAAAAAUAAACUAUAUGCAUGCAAAUCUGUCAAAGAUUUUGCAGAGAAAA